AUGUCCGUUGACGAGUUUUCUAGAGACUUUGAGAUAAUAGAAGAUAUUGUCAACCGCCCCAGUGAGCGUCUCCUGAAAGUGCGCGGCAAAACCUCUGGUGCAUAUUAUGCAUGCAGGCAAAUAGACGUAUCAAAGCUCAAACAAGAACAGCAGCAGAUGCUUGAAGCUGAAAUACACCUGUUUCAACAGCUAGAUGGAAAAUUAACCACUCGUUACCUCAGGGUGCUGCGCAACAAUAAGCCUAGCGUUAUCCAUUUGAUCAUGGAAUACUGUGACGACGGGACAUUAGAAGACUUGUUUGUAAGAACUCGGGAAAGAAGAAUACCUUGUACAGAGGAAAAGACACGAGCUAUUGGGUCUCAGAUAGCACAUGCUUUGAGCGCUCUCCGCUCCUCGGCCUGUGGACUUGAUGGGGCUACCGUUAUGGGCGCUCUUACGCCGAAAUCUGUCCUCUUACUCAGCACAGGAAAGAUCAGACUUAAAGGACUUUGCUCAUGGCAUUCAUCGGGACAGAUUUCUAUAUCAACUCGAGCAGACUACAUGAUAUCGUAUACUGCACCCGAGGUGUUUACUAGUAACAUUUAUAAUGAGCAAUCGGAGGUGUGGGCUCUAGGAUGCAUUCUGUAUGAGGCCCUUGCAGCAAGGAGAUGCUUCUCCGCAGAAACGGGAGCUAUUCUGAGGCAUAACAUAAUUAACUGCAAAUAUGCUCCACUUCCUAGCAGCGUCAGCGAAGGAAUGAAGCUGCUAAUUUCAGAAAUGCUCAAGCCCGAUUAUAAUUCCCGUCCGACUUUACUAGAUGUUAGGUUAUCCCUUCAACUGCUUAGCAAUGCAGAAAAGACGCAUCAUUGGGACCCCGAUAUCAUAACAGAGAUCGCUGGCCAUCCAACACCAGUUGCGGACUCAAUCAAGAAGCUGGUAGGGAUGGUUAGUGGAGAUAUUGUCACAUUCCUGCAGAAUCCAAGCAGUCCAGUAGUUUCUGCAUAUAUACACACUGAUCUAAAGACAUCUAAAGCCUCGGGAAACGUGCAUCUCGCUGGUAAGGUUGUUCUUACAAAGUCCACGUAUGCGGAUGGUGCGACUAACUGUGCUAUCGACAGAUCCAGACUACCUACCAGCGCAAGCAUAGUGUACACGAGAUCAAGCAGCAAAGGUAAAACGAGUUCCAUUGUACACACCCCAUCCAUGUCGAAGAUGGCUAAUACCAUACGUCAUGGAGCCAGAUCGCAUAGUAGUUUUUCAUCCUCUGCGCUUCAAACUCCCAAUUUAACCUGCAAACACGUGGUAUCAAGUUUCAGAAAGUCUAUCGGCUCAAAUGGUAUAUUAAACAAUAACAGUACUUCUGUUUCAAAUACAGACUCAUUAAGAAAAAAGCAUGCUUCCGAUUGCAACGUGGACAUGAACUCUGAUAGCUUGACCCUUAGCAACCUAAAUACUGGGCAAGAUUGCUUACAACAAAAGCCACAGUUCUUAGAGCGCAAUGGUGGAGGUUCUUCUGUUAGAUCCGCUAGUGUAAGAUUGCCAUCCAUGUCAAUGACAACGAAACCCGCAAAUCUGCAACUAAUGGCCCUACACAACGCAGUAGGAGGUUCGUUUAACGCCCUGAGCAGAGACGUGACAUUCAGUAAAACGCAAAGCUCGACCACAGAUGUGUGUGGUACAACUGAUUUGAUGAUUGCAGCAGUGAAAGGGAAUGCUUCUCUUGUUGAACGUUACCUUGAUACGCAGUCGGGGAUGAGAAAUUGCAAUGGUAUGACAGCACUGAUGCUCGCAGCAGAGCGAGACCAUGAGGCUGUAGUCUUACUCCUGCUCGCCACAGAGGGGCGCAUGCAUGUCUUACUUCCGGACGGGCGCAAGGGAAAGACAGCACUUAUGUUUGCCGCCAUCAACAAUCAUACAAGUACUGUACAACGUCUUUUGGAGACUGAGGCUGGCCAGCAAGAUGAAAAUGGCAACACAGCCUUAAUGCUUGCUGUGAAGCACCGGUUUACAGACGUAGUGAAACAGUUGGUGCAGUGGGAAGGAAAGAUGGCAAAUGAGAGAGGAGAAACCGCCCUUAUGAUGGCUGCAGCAACUGGAGACGUAACUAGCGUAGGGUUAUUGAUAGACACGGAAGCUGGCUCAGUAACGACGUAUGGCUGGACUGCGCUAUGCUUUGCUGUCAUGAACCAUCAUGCUUUGGCAGCCGAGGCUCUUGCUCAACGAGAACUUGGGUUGCAAUGUUUUCAACAUGGUUGUAGUGGUGUGACUGCGUUUAUGAUAGCCGCUGAGGCAGGAUACGUAGAUAUAGCAUCAUUGCUGGUAGAAAAGGAGGUAUUUCUUCGAAACAAGAACGGCGAAAAAGCACUGGAUAUAGCCAUUAAAGCAGGUCAGGCAGAUAUGAUUGCCUUCUUAGAGAAUGCAGAAAGACUCCUAGAAGCAGAUAUGUGCUGA
Molecule: messenger RNA, 2430 nt
Organism: Giardia duodenalis
Lineage: Eukaryota; Fornicata; Diplomonadida; Hexamitidae
Product: Kinase, NEK
Exons: 1
Coding region: 1-2430 (809 amino acids)
Biological process (GO): protein phosphorylation
Molecular function (GO): ATP binding; protein kinase activity; protein binding
Source: RefSeq, a predicted model, not a curated record